AUGCGUGUUUGUUCCCACUCAAGAGGGUGUUCCUAUCGAAUUUCGAUAUCAUUUGAACGUUUAAGUCCUCUAACAGCCCCGGACCCUUUUAUGGCUCCAAAACGGAAAGUGGUCGAUGAGAAUGGUACAAAUCGCACUAACUUCAGUACACAUCAAUUAACAGAACUUGAAAAAGAAUUCCAUACCGCCAAAUAUGUGAAUCGUGCACGGCGAACAGAAAUCGCCCAGAAUCUGAAGCUGAACGAAGCACAGGUGAAAAUAUGGUUCCAAAAUCGACGUAUGAAGGAGAAGAAACGAGAAAAAGAAAAGGCAUUUCUAGCCCGAAGUGUUGUUCCGUGGGAUAAUUCACCACCAUCAUCGGACGACGUUAAACUUUCACUACUUUAG
Messenger RNA from Haemonchus placei, 387 nucleotides. The record is from the annotation of a GenBank genome assembly. Lineage: Eukaryota; Metazoa; Nematoda; Chromadorea; Rhabditida; Trichostrongylidae.